Sugiyamaella lignohabitans is the source of this 2979-nucleotide messenger RNA. RefSeq names its product tyrosine protein kinase SWE1 (gene SWE1). The record is from RefSeq and is a predicted model, not a curated record. The transcript has a single exon. Gene Ontology annotation, molecular function: protein kinase activity; ATP binding. Bases 1 to 2979 code for a protein of 992 amino acids. NCBI's taxonomy places the organism in Eukaryota, Fungi, Ascomycota, Dipodascomycetes, Dipodascales, Trichomonascaceae. Gene Ontology annotation, biological process: protein phosphorylation.
AUGAAUUCGAAUUCGGUCACUCCAGCUCCUAAUAUGAGUCCACUACGGCAUCACCACGGCCAUGGCCACAGCCAUGGUCACAGCACCAGCAACAGCAGCCAGAAUCAGUCCCACAGUAUGGCAUCGAAUCAUGAUCUGGCGGCUCCAGUACCAUUUAGAAAAACCUUGAGGAGGUCAACUCGAUUGUUGAAUUUAGAACAGGCAGCGGGAAGAAGAGAUUCGGAUGGGGAUAUGAUUGAUGUCGACGACGAUGUCAGUAUUGAUAUUGGCGGAUUGAGUGGUCUAGGACUCAGUGGACUGGCCAAUGACGGUGACAGUGAUAUGAAUACUACGAAUGCAAAUGAUAAUAGUGGUAGUAAUGGCCAACUUGGUAUUAAUGGACUUGAUAUUGGUAGUUCUGGCCACCACAGCAUGGUCUCUGGUCGAACUGUUGGACCAGCUAGUUCUUCAAGUGAUAGUGGUAGUCUUGUGGCUUCUUCGUCGUCAUUUUCUCUGAAAAGACCACAUCCAUCAUCUAGUGAUAUGAGAAGUCCAAGCUCAAGUUUCCCCAAACCGCGUUUUUUGUCAAGAAAUGCGUUUGACAGCGAAUCUAACCAUAGCCAUGGUCAUAAGAGCAUUGGUCCAACCAUAUCUGGAUCAGCAUCUACACCUACUCCAUCUUCAUCAAAUGGCGGAAGUAGUAAUUCUUCACAAUUUCUUCCAUCUCUUUGGUCCAGCAGUUUAAAACGAAGAGAUUCGUUUGACCAGCUAUUUGCACCAUCAUCGCCAUUCGCCAUCAAUGGCCAAAGCACCCCAUCUCAUAGCAACAGCCACAGCGGUAACAGCACCACUACGACUUCUAACAAUAUUAAUCCUGGUAACAAUGCAAACACCAGUUUUAAUUUCCAAACCAAUAACCCAUAUACAACAUCUCCAUCACCAUCGCCAAUACCGGCAUCCAAAUCACAUCAUAUCCACAUUCAACAUCAAGCAUCUGCAUCGUCAACGGCGUCUCAACAUCAUAAUCCAUUAGAACCAACAACACAUCAUUCUCCACAUUCUCCACAUUCUCCACAUCAUUCACCGCAUCACUCACCACAUCGAUCUCCACAUCAUCUACCACUACCACGACCGCCAUUGCCACGACAUGCACCUCCACAAAUGCAUCGACCCAAACCAAAAUUCAACCCCUCUGUAACUGCAGAGUUUUCUGAUUAUCAUACCCACACUCCAGAAAACUACCGGUCGGUCAAACCCCUCCAAACAGCAUUUAUGAGCACUGGUCUUUUAUCCAAACGCAAUCGUAUGAACAACUCCAACUCACAAGCUGACGGGUUGAGAAUGCCUCCUGAUACGCCCUGUAAACGACCGUCCAACAUGUCACUUCCAUUAAUAAACCACCACAACACGUCGAUGUUCGGCUCGGCUCCUACAGCAUAUUCUCCACACGUAUCGAAUAUUGGAGGAGGGUUUGGUACUACGAGUAGUGGUCGUCGACGAAGUAACUUGGGUCUACACGAUUCAUUGUUGCGAUUCUCGGUGGAUUUUGGUAAUACUUCAACUCAAGUAGCAGAAGCUGAUAGUCCGAUGCACGAUCACGACGAUAUGAUUGACCAUCAACCACCAGAGACGCCGACUAAAGAGACCAGUGGCCACGAUAUGAGCAGUUUCCUGAGCAGUCAUCUUGCCAAAUAUUCAGGUGAUACGUCUGUCUCAUCAACAGUGUCAACUUCACUAACAGCUGGUGAUACAAGUGGAACAAUCGAAACUGCCAACACCACAGUAGAUCUUUCUGGUUCGCAUCCAAACCUGACAUUUUCGGCAUAUUCACUAGCAGACCGUGGAAAUCACGGCAACUCGUUCAGUAGCUAUCCAACCCCAUUACCAAUGAACAUCCCUAACCGAGCCCAGUCACAAGCUGGCAGUACAGGAAGUGAACUUGGUAGCGGUGGAGCUAGUAGCGGGUCUGACAAGGUGAUAUCCACGACACCUCAGUCACGAAACUCGCGAUGGACCGAUGGUUCUUCCAGCGAAGACACCUUAUCAUCACCCAGGACACCAGAUGUGAUCAUGCAUUCCGACCCGAGUACCAUUAUUGGCGGUAGCACCAACAACAGCACCUCGACUGUGACCACAACAUCCGGUCACACGUCAAUACCCAUGAUUCGACGCACCACCAGCACCACGAGUCUAAUCCAAGAACCUCCACGAACUCCAGCCAAAACUCCCAAAACGCCAAUUGACCCGCUCAUGAACUCGAGUAAUUUCAUUUCUCUCCGCAAGUCAUCAGUUGAUGUUGAUGACCCGGUGCUCAAUGAACGAUUUGAUCGAGUGUCGCUGAUCGGACGUGGCGAGUUCUCGAUUGUAUACUCGCUGUCGAUUCGCGGUGAUGACAGUCCUACCGACCCAACUUCACCUGCCAUACCCCACACACUGGCGCACGACAACCGGUACGCGGUCAAAAGAACGCGAUUCCCCUUCAUGGGACCCAAAGCACGUAGUCGCCGACUCGAAGAAGUCGAAAUCCUGCGAGCUUUGACCGCCCCAUCACGCCACAGCCACCCUGACGACGAGCACGACCCAGCCGAUGACGGUCGCGACUACGUGCUCAUGCUCCUCGACGCGUGGGAAGCCAACGGCUACCUCUACAUCAUGACGGAAUUCUGCGAAAACGGCAGUCUCGAUACCUUCCUCAGCGAGCGAGGCAACAUCUCGCGGCUCGACGAAUGGAGGGUCUGGAAAAUCCUUCUCGAAAUCGCUCUGGUAAGUUCACUCUCCACACACACGUGCCUCCGGCGGCUGGGGCUCCGCCCCAGACCCUGGUUGCUCCUCUCGCUUCGCUCGAGUCGUUGCGUCGACGGUCCCGGUCUCCUGCGAAGCAGGAGCAGCCAGGGUCUGGGGCGGAGCCCCAGCCGCCGGAGGCAGACCACCGGAAAAAGUUCUAACAGUGUAGGGAUUGCAUUAUAUCCACGGUCGUGGGUUUUUGCAUUUGGAUAUUAA